AGAGGCUGCAGACAACAGAUGUGAGAGGGUUUCCCAUAACUGUCAAUUUUCGAAGUGUUUGCAUUGAAAAGAGAGGAGGUGCUAUUUUGAUUGAUAUUUCAGCCGCGGUAUAUAAAGCAGAGGAAUUCCUCUUACCCUCUGCUUGUCAUACUGAUCUGCAUACUCUCUCAGCUGGACUUGGGGCUACUACUUACUGCAUCUGAAAGGCUGAAACUCACUGGGAAUAAAGAAUUCUUGUAACAAUGCCGGAACCCACCAAGAAAGAUGAAACUGAAAAUGAAAGUGCACCGCCACCUCCAGAACAAACAACACCGCAGGAGGGUGGAAAUGAAAAGGGUAAAGUAUGGUCUCUUGGAGAAGGAGCUCCAGAAGAGUCAGAAAAACGAGAUGACUCCCAAAGAUCUACUUUAUUCGUCGAAAAACCUCAGAGCGGUACAGUGAGUGUUGGUGGGAAUAUUACAUUUAUAGCCAAAGUAGAAGCCAAAGAUCUUCUCCGAAAGCCAAAUGUUAAGUGGUUUAAAGGAAAAUGGAUGGACCUGGCCAGUAAAGCGGGGAAGCACCUGCAGCUGAAAGAGUCCUUUGAGCGUCACACCAAGAUUCACACAUUUGAGAUGCAUAUCAUCAAAGCUAAAGAAAACUAUGCAGGGAACUAUCGCUGUGAAGUAUCUUACAAGGACAAGUUUGAUAGCUGCUCUUUUGACCUUGAAGUCACUGAAUCUUCCCAAGCUGCUCAAUCCAUUGACAUCAGAUCUGCUUUCAAAAGAAGCGGUGAAGGACAAGAGGAUGCAGGAGAACUUGACUUUAGUGGUCUCCUGAAACGUAGGGAGGUUAAACAACAAGAGGAAGAACCUGAGGUAGACGUGUGGGAUCUCCUGAAGAACGCGAAUCCCAGCGAAUAUGAGAAGAUUGCUUUUCAGUACGGUAUCACUGACCUGAGAGGAAUGUUAAAGCGCCUCAAGCGGAUGCGCAGGGAGGUGAAGAAGAGUGCAGCUUUUGCCAAAGGUCUCGAUCCUGCAUAUCAGGUGGACAAAGGAGGUAAAGUAAGAUUCAUGGUGGAGCUUGCAGACCCAACAGUGGAACUCAAGUGGUAUAAAAAUGGCCAAGAAAUACGACCAAGCGCAAAAUACAUUUUUGAGCACAAAGGCAACCAGCGAAUUUUAUUCAUCAACAACUGUUCGAUGACAGACGAUGCUCGCUAUUACGUAACAGCUGGUGAUGAGAAAUGCUCCACAGAACUGUUUGUGAGAGAUCCUCCAAUUUUGGUGACCAAAGGCUUGGAGGAUACCAAUACCUAUGUUGGUGAACGAGUAGAACUGAGCUGUGAAGUAUCUGAGGAUGAUGCAAAUGUGAAAUGGUUUAGGAAUGGUGUAGAACUUACCAAUGAUCCUAAAUCUCGGUAUCGAAUCAAGGUUGAGGGUAAAAAACACACUUUGAUCAUAGAGGAAGCUGCAAAAAAUGACACUGCAACUUACUCAGUUAUGACAACUGGAGGGCAAUCAGAAGCCAAGCUUGCAGUUGACUUGAGACCGCUGAAGAUAUCACUUGCACUAGAAGAUCAGACUGUGAGGCUUGGACAGGAAAUCCACCUGAAGUGUGAGAUAUCUGAGAACGUGGAAGGGAAAUGGUACAAAAAUGGACAGCUGAUUGAAGCUAGUGACCGUGUAAAGCUUUAUCACAAAGGAAGAAUACACAGAUUUGUUAUACCAGCUUCUGCUGUUGAUGAUGAGGGUGAAUACAUGUUUGUACCAGAUGCCUAUAAUAUUAAUAUUCCAUGCAAAGUACAUAUUGUGGAUCCUCCUAAACUUCACCUGGAUGGUCUUGGGGAAAAUAACACUGUUACAGUAGUGGCAGGAAGCAAACUACGACUUGAGAUCCCUAUCACUGGUGAACCAACUCCAAAAGUCGUGUGGAGUAGAGGUGACAAGGGGAUCACAGACAGUGGAAGAAUACGGGCAGAAACAUAUCCAGACAGCAGCUGCCUGGUCAUUGAUACAGCUGAGAGGGAAGAUUCAGGUCCUUUUAGAAUAACUUUAAAGAAUGAGGCUGGAGAGGACACAGCUCUAAUCAACAUCAAAGUGGUUGAUGUCCCUGAUCCUCCUCAGGCACCAAACGUGACUGAGGUGGGUGAAGACUGGUGUAUUAUGACCUGGGAACCUCCAGCAAAUGACGGUGGAUCACCCAUCUUAGGAUAUUUCAUUGAGAGGAAAAAGAAACAAAGCUCCAGGUGGAUGAGGCUGAAUUUUGAACUGUGUAAAGAAACAACUUUUGAGCCAAAGAAGAUGAUUGAAGGUGUUGCUUACGAGGUCCGUGUAUUUGCUGUUAAUGCAAUAGGCAUGUCCAAACCAAGUAUGCCUUCAAAGUCCUUUGUUCCUUUAGCUGUUACCAGCCCACCGACUCUCCUGGCAGUGGACGGAGUGACUGACACCUCGGUGACAAUGAAGUGGAGGCCGCCCGACCAGAUCGGAGCGGCGGGGUUGGACGGCUAUGUUGUAGAGUACUGCUUUGAAGGAACCGAUGAAUGGAUCGUGGCUAACCCGGAGCUGACAGACAAAACGAAGUUUACAAUCAAUGGCCUGCCCACUGGCUCAAAAAUCCUUGUGAGAGUAAAAGCUGUGAAUGCUGCUGGUGAAAGUGAGCCCAGGUACCACCCACAGCCUAUUUUAGUCAAGGAAGUGAUAGAACCUCCUAAGAUUCGUCUACCAAGACACUUAAAACAAACUUAUACUCGAAGAGUUGGAGAAACUGUGAAUCUUGUUAUUCCUUUCCAGGGAAGACCACGGGCAAAAGUAUCAUGGCAGAAAAACGGUUCUCCAAUCGACAAGAAUGAAAUCAACAUCCGCAACACUGAAAACGACACCAUCAUCUUCAUCCGAAAGGCAGAGAGGGGGCACUCUGGAGAAUAUGAUAUGAAAGUGGAAGUAGAGAACUUGGUGGACAAAGCUACGAUAGAUAUUCAGAUUGUUGAUCGCCCAGGCCCACCAGAGAUUGUAACUAUUGAGGAUGUUUGGGGAGAGAAUGUAAAUUUAUCAUGGAAGCCACCAAAGGAUGAUGGAAAUGCUGCCAUUACUGGGUACACUAUUCAAAAAGCAGAUAAGAAGAGUAUGGAAUGGUUCACAGUGAUCGAGCACUACCAUCGCACCAGUGCCACCAUCAAUGAGCUCAUCAUAGGAAACGAGUACUACUUCAGGGUCUUCGCUGAGAACAUGUGUGGCCUCAGUGAGGAUGCAACGAUGACCAAAGAGAGUGCUUUGAUUGCAAAGGAUGGUAAAGUCUACAAAUAUCCAGUUUACGAUGAUUUUGACUUCAGUGAACGGCCGUUGUUUACUCAGCCUCUAGUCAACACCUUUGCCAUAGCUGGUUACAAUGCUACUUUGAACUGCAGCGUUCGGGGCAACCCCAAGCCCAAAAUAACCUGGAUGAAAAACAAAGUCCUUAUAAUGAAUGACCCAAGGUACCGAAUGUUCAGCAACCAAGGUGUGUGUACCUUGGAGAUCCGCAAACCCAGUCCCUAUGAUGGAGGUACUUACACCUGCCGAGCAGUCAAUGAACUUGGAGAGGCAGAAGUGGACUGCAAACUGGAAGUAAAAGUGAUCUAUCACGGAGUAAUUAACCCAGGAGAACCAAUCUGCUUGGCGGGGAAUAAUCAGGUUUAUAAUGCGCAUACUCCUCUGGACAUUCCAUUUCAUUCCCUUCCUCUCUUUCCACAUGCAAACGCAUUUUCUGCAUGCAAAGUGUGUAUUUAUUUCCCUUUUUGAAUAAACUAGCUAGCGUCUCAUGGCAUACAUUGUUUAUGUCACAUGAGCAAAGAAGGCUAAAUUAAUCAAGAAUAUGGGUAUUUAACACCAGAAUUACUAAGGUUUUAGACAUAUUUCAUAGAACUACCUGUACCUAUAAAGAAUUUAUUUAAUGACUGUGAAUACCUCUGACCACUACACUUAGACCUUUCCAGGAGAAUGAAGUUUGCAUUUCAAAAAGCCAUCUCUCAGUUAGUUUGUAGAAUUAUUGAAAGAACAGAAAUAUCAUAAAGUCCUUUGCUGCACUUAAAAGGCAUUCUUUAUUACAGAUUAGUUUUUGGUGACAAAUUAGUGCUCAGAAUGAUAAUCCAUACCUGAGCUUAACCUACUGAAUUUAAGGAUGAAAUCUUGAUUCAACUACUUACAAGCAGAAAAUUUUACUUCAUUUAUUUUAUUUCUUCUAGAACUUAUUUUACAUUCAAGUUCAGUGGGGUUCAGAGAUUUUCCUCUUUCUAUGGAAAUGUGUUUUCUUGCAACCUUGCCCAAAUGUCAGAAUAUUGACAGUGCAGUUUUAAAAUUAUAAUGAUGCCCAGAAACCAGUCUGUAGUAUAUUAUCAUCCAAACUUACAAUUCCAAACCUAAAACACGUUAGGAGAUCAGACUAGAUAAUGUUCCUGUAGCUUUGAAGUUUUAGGGUAUUUUUCUUAAAAGGCUACAAUAGUCACAAAGUUGAGUGUCUUUACAUACACACACAUACAUAAAUGUACAUAUAUGGUUGUUUUAUAGAUUCAAAAUAUUUAAUUAAAAGUAAGGGCUCCUACAGAGUAAAUAGCAUGCUUUAAGUAUUGUAAAUGUGGAUAUAUGACAAAGUACAUAUUCUAGUGCACAGGUAUGUAAUUAGUCUGUACUUGAUUAUUUUGCCUUACAGAGUUCCAACAUAUAUAUAUAUAUAUCCUUC
Molecule: messenger RNA, 4692 nt
Organism: Pseudopipra pipra
Lineage: Eukaryota; Metazoa; Chordata; Aves; Passeriformes; Pipridae
Gene: MYBPC1
Product: myosin binding protein C1
Exons: 28
Coding region: 243-3755 (1170 amino acids)
Molecular function (GO): protein binding
Source: RefSeq, a predicted model, not a curated record